CAAUAGGGUUAUUGUUUUUGAAGUUGUUUUGUUGAAUGCAGUAGUCACUGUAGGAAAAAGUUUAUGCAUUUUCUUUGUUGUUUGCUUUGUAUUUUAUGUUCCUGUGUGCAUGUUAGUUAGGAUUCAUUGUUUUCUAUAUGAAGUUGUGUUGUUUUUAUUAUACUAGUACAUUUGUAACCGACACAGGCUUGAAUUUUAUUGCUCAUUUUAAAUGCGGGUUCUUGAUUGGUCUAUGAAUUUAUUUUGCACUUUUCUCUAUAUCUCAGAUCUGGAAGAAAGUUGGUUGAAUUAAUUAAUGAAAUUCGAGUGUUAGUUGUGAGAGUAAUAGUCUAUAAGGUUUUGGAUUAUUAGAUUAGAUAAUUAGGGGCCUCAAUGUUGGUGGUUUGUUGACUUAACAUUAAUGCUGUCUAAUCUUAUCUCUUGCAACAGAUUUUUCGGUUACUGAUGUAAUUUAGAUUUAGUUUCAAUUUUAAAUCAUAGUUGUUUUAGAAGUUUGUUACGCAAUUAUAUGUUUCCGCAGAGUUCAAGUCUGACCGGUUAAGUCUCACGUUGAUUACGAAUGAGCGAAAUGUUGGAUGUAUAAGAGAGCUGCAACGAUUGACAAGCAUUGGUUCUUUUCGUAUCCUGUGACAUUCAACUGGCAAUAACUGUAACAAAGCUUGGAGAGGUACUUCUAAUCUUUAGAAGGAUAUAAUUAUAAGUAUUCAUCCUAGAAUUAUCAUUGUACGCGAUGGAGGUUUGUGCUGAAACUACGCAUUCCAAUGGGAAACAAACUUUGAAGCAUUCUAAAUCUGCAAUUGAAGUAAAAAGAUCAAGCGAAAACACCUACAGAUACUUUCAUUCCAAUCAUGUGAAGCAGAAUUUAAAGCAAACUUCCACUUUUGUCAAUCACGCUGCAAAUGCUUGGCAUGAGAAUAGAAAAAAGUGGAUCGGCGAUAAGUCUCAGAAUUCACCAAGAACACCUAAGGAUCCAAUUAUUAGCUGGUCGACAUCAUAUGAAGAUCUGCUUUCUACUAGCGAACCUUUUGCGGAGCGCAUACCAUUGCCUGAGAUGGUAGAUUUCUUAGUUGAUAUUUGGCUUGAUGAAGAAGGCUCCUUCGACUAAACAGUAACUGAAACAAGAAUGAAGAACUGUGUAAAGCCUUUAACCUGCAAUGACCUCAAUUAACCUCUUAGCACAGCAUGAUUUGAUGGAGUAAUAUUCUUCAGGGUUAAAAUUUAAAUGGGUGUAAAUUUAAAUGCAAGAGGAGAGAGCUCAAAUCCAACAAGGAAUGAAACUCCUACAACAGAUGCAAUUGGAGCUCCGCUCCGAGAGGCCUAAAGAGAUGUUUAUAAAAGAGCAUGUAGAAUCUGUGGGUACGAGCACUAACGGAAGUUGCUCAAAGGUUAUGACUACUGAAGAUUUAACUAAAAAAAUGGAUGCUUCUGAAGAUUACCUCAAAAAGAUUAACAAUCUCAAGGAAAAUUCAUUCUCUCUAGAUUUGGAUCAUGAAACAAGUGAACUCUCAGUUUUUAUUGAUAGGGUGGAUCUUAUAUAUAGAUAUAUUUUUGUUCCAUGAAUGAUUUAUUGGUACAAGUUACAUGAACAAAGUGGUUGAAUUUUUUUCUUACAUGAAUACAAUUUUUGUUGAUGUAUGACUUGGUGCAAGAUUCUAAAGAUUAGAGAAAUGUUUGUUUUGGUUAUUUUUGUUUUUUA
Molecule: messenger RNA, 1696 nt
Organism: Lathyrus oleraceus (garden pea)
Lineage: Eukaryota; Viridiplantae; Streptophyta; Magnoliopsida; Fabales; Fabaceae
Exons: 6
Coding region: 731-1105 (124 amino acids)
Source: RefSeq, a predicted model, not a curated record